Molecule: messenger RNA, 1453 nt
Organism: Cucurbita maxima (winter squash)
Lineage: Eukaryota; Viridiplantae; Streptophyta; Magnoliopsida; Cucurbitales; Cucurbitaceae
Product: vestitone reductase-like
Exons: 5
Coding region: 298-1284 (328 amino acids)
Molecular function (GO): oxidoreductase activity, acting on the CH-OH group of donors, NAD or NADP as acceptor
Source: RefSeq, a predicted model, not a curated record
GAGAAAGAGAAAAUGGAGUUGAGCAGAGAAAAAACAUAGCCUCCACAUGAUAUCUGAUAAAUGAAAACCUUCCCAUCUUGUGGGACAUCAUUUUUAAGAUUGCAUGUCCAUUAGUCAGCUAGAAACCUUAUCACAAAUGUACGAGGUACACUAAAAAAGCCAUAAAUCUUAAACAUUAUCUCUUAGUUCUUCAAACUGUGUAGAGAGAUGGAAGUUUGAGUAAUAGAAGGCACUAGAUUUACAGGUCGUGUCUUGUCAAUCGACUUCUGGAAGGUAACCCAACUCAGAGAUCGAGAAAUGGAAAAUUUGGAGAAGGGGAAAGUGUGUGUAACCGGAGGCACUGGAUUUCUAGCUUCAUGGCUCAUCAAGAGGCUUCUCGAGGAUGGCUACUCUGUAACUACCACCGUCAGAGCCGACCCAGAGAAGAACAAGGACUAUGGCUUCUUGACAAGUCUACCCAAUGCAUCGGAAAAACUCCAAAUAUACCAUGCCGAUCUCAACGACCCGAACAGUUUUGCUCCUGCCAUAGCAGGUUGCAUUGGAGUUUUUCAUCUUGCUACCCCAAUCGAUGAGAAGGACGAAGAAGAUGUGGAAGUUUUGACGAGAAGAGCGAUCGAAGGAACAUUGGGCAUCCUUAAAAUUUGUCUAGAUUCAAAAACGGUAAGGCGAGUUGUACAAACUUCCAGUGUAGUCUCCAUGGAUUUUAAUCACCACACAGUAGACUUCUUGGAUGAAAGUUGUUGGAGUGACAUUGAUUACAUCAAUAGCGCCUCACCAUUCGGAAGAUCAUACCCGACUUCCAAGACAUUAACCGAGAAAGCAGUUCUCGAGUUCUCUCAGCAGAGCGGAUUGGAUGUUGUUAGUAUCCUUCCAAGUUAUGUUGUUGGUCCCUUCAUUUGUCCUAGACUUCCCGGCUCUGUUCGUGUGACAAUGGCCCUUGUGUUAGGUAAUAAAGCGGAGUAUGGAUUGGUCUUAAAAUCAAACAUGGUGCAUGUAGAUGAUGUAGCAAGAGCACACAUUUUUCUCUUUGAACAUCCAAAUGCAAAUGGGCGAUACCUUUGCUCUUCCCACUUAAUCACAAUCGAAGAAUUGGCUAACUUAUUGUCUGCCAAGUACCCAGAAUUACAGAUACCCUCUGCCGAGUCUUUGAAGGAUAUCAAAGGGUUCAAAUUCAAUCCUGUCUCAUCAAAGAAGCUUUUGGAUGCUGGUUUUGAAUACAAGUAUGGUAUUGAAGAAAUGUUUGACGGAGCAAUCCAAAGCUGCAAAGAGAAGGGUUAUCUCUAGCUCAUCCUUUUCUAUUAAUAUUUCUGUUUAGAAUUGUCUGUUAUCUUCUGUGCAUGUAUGUGUGUAUAUGUAUUCAUUUGAAUGAUGGCUUUUGCUAGCAUACGAUUGUUAGAACUAUAUCUCUUAACUGGGAACUUAUUCAAAUAGGAGCAAGAGACAAUAUGGGUAA